This is a messenger RNA of Malurus melanocephalus (red-backed fairy wren), 7849 nucleotides long. It is a transcript of the gene ANKS1B, whose product is annotated as ankyrin repeat and sterile alpha motif domain containing 1B. Gene Ontology annotation, molecular function: protein binding. Bases 113 to 3952 code for a protein of 1279 amino acids. The transcript has 26 exons. The record is from RefSeq and is a predicted model, not a curated record. Gene Ontology annotation, cellular component: cytosol. NCBI's taxonomy places the organism in Eukaryota, Metazoa, Chordata, Aves, Passeriformes, Maluridae.
UGUGCUCUGCCCUGAGGCAGGGUCUGGGGAGGGGAGACCGUUCUGUGCAGGAAGGGGGCCGCUCUGUGGCCCGGGGUGCAGCUCUCCCGUGGGGGCUGCUUGGUUCCCGACCAUGGGGAAGGACCAGGAACUGCUGGAAGCCGCUCGCACUGGGAAUGUGGCUCUGGUGGAGAAACUCCUCUCUGGGAGGAAAGGAGGGAUCCUGGGCAGUGGAUCUGGAGCUAUUCCCUUAUCCAGCUUAUUGAGCAUUUGGCGAGGACCAAACAUAAACUGCACUGACAGUUCUGGUUAUACUGCUUUACAUCAUGCAGCUUUAAACGGACACAAGGAUAUAGUUCUCAAAUUACUUCAGUAUGAAGCAUCAACWAAUGUAGCAGAUAAUAAAGGCUACUUUCCUAUUCACUUGGCUGCUUGGAGAGGAGAUGUAGAUAUUGUGAAGAUUCUCAUCCGUCAUGGACCAUCACACUCCAGAGUGAAYGAACAGAACAAUGAAAAUGAAACAGCACUUCAUUGUGCAGCUCAGUAUGGUCAUUCAGAAGUUGUUGCUGUUCUGCUAGAAGAGCUGACAGACCCCACAAUAAGAAACAACAAACUGGAAACACCUCUGGAUCUGGCAGCGCUUUAUGGACGUCUGUGCGUUGUAAAAAUGAUCAUCAAAGCCUAUCCAAACCUGAUGAACUGUAAUACAAGAAAACACACUCCUCUGCAUCUUGCUGCACGUAAUGGCCACAAAGCUGUCGUUCAGGUGCUUCUGGAGGCUGGAAUGGAUGUCAGCUGCCAAACAGAAAAAGGAAGUGCCCUACAUGAAGCUGCCCUUUUUGGAAAGGUGGAGGUAGUACGCAUUUUGCUUGAAACAGGAAUUGAUACCAACAUAAAGGACAGUUUGGGUAGAACAGUUUUGGACAUACUUAAAGAGCAUCCAUCUCAGCAGUCGCUCCAAAUUGCAGCUCUACUUCAAGAAUAUAUGGAAACAGGAAAUGCAAGUAUUUCAGAGGAACGCCCCCUGGAAUGUGCAGAACAUCAGUCUUGCGUUUUGUCCCCAGAAGUUCCUCCAUCUCCAAAGGCUAAAAGUGAAGCUGUGACUGGAGAAUUAUCAAAGCUCUUAGAUGAAAUCAAAUUGUGCCAAGAAAAGGAAUACUCUUUUGAAGAUCUGUCUCAUACAAUAUCAGACCAUUAUCUGGAAAAUUUUAGUAAAGUAUCAGAGGAAGAGCUUAUGACCAGUGGAAGCCAAACCAAGCUUAAUGUAAGGCCUCCUUCAAUGCGUUUAUCACCAAGGGAGGAAGAAGAUGAUGACACAGGUGAAAAUGCUUGUGGACCUUCAGGUUUAUGGGAGGCACUGACACCUUGUAAUGGAUGCAGAAACCUCGGUUUUCCCAUGCUUGCCCAGGAGUCUUAUUCAAAGAAGAGAGGUUAUGCAUUGGAAGCAAUACCCUCUGUACCUCUGGAUGCAGUUCCUCCAGGAAAUGACAGCAGUCUUUGUGAUUCAAUAGACAUAGCAGUGACCAAAAAGCCUUGUUCCCUAGAGAUAGCAAGAAUUCCUUCCUCAAGACCAGAUAAUGCACCUCAGGUAGCAAUUACCGCACCAGGAUCUGGUAACCAUAGAAACAGCUCUACAGGCCCAACACCUGACUGCUCUCCUCCAUCACCAGACACUGCACUUAAAAACAUAGUGAAAGUUAUACGUCCUCAGCCAAAGCAACGUACAUCCAUAGUAUCUUCUCUGGAAUUUCACCGAAUGAAUCACAGCCACAAUUAUUUUGAAAUCAACCCAACCAUUGGCUGUGCAAGUUUUAUUUCUACUCCUGCAAUCAGUCCAGCUAAUUAUUCCUUUGGAUCUCUGGAAUACAGUCUUGAAGAGAAAGAACUUCCAGAGCAACUUUGCCCGGGUGAAACAUCCACAGAAAGCGAGCUUCCUGAAGGACACCCCGCUGAGCAGUUUGCAGGUUUGCUUCAUGGAUCAUCACCUGCAUGUGACCCACCUGAAAAUCCACUCCAGCUGUACUGCAAAGCAAACCCGUGCAGUGGGCCCCUGGAGAAAAGCUUUUUGAGCAAGAGCGCAGCGCAGCAGAUACAGCUACGAAAAGAAAGCAGCUCUGAUCCUCCUGUUAAGAAAAAAAAGCCACCAAUUGUAAACAGAACCAUAUUUCAUACUAAAAAUAAACCAGCAGAAAAUCAUACCCUGGUUGGCGCACCAAGGAUAAGUGAACAAUGGGUUAUUACCACUGGGGGRUUUGUGGAGCGAGCCUGCACGCUGGGCAGAAUUCGAUCUUUACCAAAGACUUUGCUGGAAAUGCAUUUGUGCAAAAAUGUUUCGAAAUCUGAUUCUAAUCUUAUCACCCAUCCACCAAAUGAUAAAAAAGCAAGAAGCAAUUGGAGUGAGCCCACACCAAAGCCACAGUGCUCCAAAGGGAAUUCAGAGAGAACACCUUCCUUCACAUCAGAAUGGGAAGAAAUUGAUAAAAUCAUGAGUUCAAUAGAUGCUGGAAUUAAUACUGGACUGGGGGAGAUGAAAGAUCAUGCUACAAGACCCCGAUGCCCUGUCCAGACAGUGGGACAAUGGUUGGAAAAUAUUGGGCUACCUCAGUAUGAAAACCACUUGCUGGCUAAUGGAUUUGACAAUGUGCAAUUUAUGGGAAGCAACGUGAUGGAGGACCAGGAUCUCUUGGAAAUAGGAAUCCUUAACUCUGGGCACAGACAGAGAAUACUCCAAGCAAUCCAGCUUCUCCCAAAGAUGAAGCAGAUCGGUCACGAUGGUUACAACCCCUCCUCUGUAGCUGAAUGGCUGGAUUCCAUUGAACUGGGUGACUAUACCAAAUCCUUUCUAAUUAAUGGCUAUACGUCGAUGGACCUUGUGAAAAAAAUAUGGGAGAUUGAAUUAAUUAAUGUCUUAAAAAUUAGCUUGAUUGGCCACCGGAAGCGUGUUCUGGCAUCUUUGGGAGACAGGCUUCACGAAGAUCCUCCUCAGAAGCCACCUCGGUCAAUAACCCUCAGGGAACCCAGUGGUAACCACACUCCUCCUCAGUUAUCUCCAUCACUUAGCCAAAGCACUUUCACUACUGGUGGCUCCCUGGACGUUCCCCACAUUAUCAUGCAGGGCGAUGCAAGGAGAAGAAGAAAUGAAAACUAUUUUGAUGAUAUCCCCCGGUCAAAGCUGGAGAGGCAGAUGGCACAGCAGUCUUCAGUCUGUGAGAUCUGGACCAACCAGAAUGCAGGAUAUCCUUUCUCAUCGAUCCAUCAGGUUCAUAAUACAGGAGACUGGGGAGAGCCUUCAAUUACCUUGCGACCUCCAAAUGAAGCCACAGCGUCAACGCCUGUACAAUAUUGGCAACAUCAUCCAGAGAAACUCAUCUUCCAGUCAUGCGAUUAUAAAGCAUUUUAUUUAGGUUCCAUGCUGGUAAAAGAGUUAAGAGGCACAGAGUCAACACAGGAUGCRUGUGCCAAGAUGAGGAAGUCUACAGAACAGAUGAAGAAAGUACCAACCAUUGUCCUGUCUGUCUCUUACAAGGGAGUCAAAUUUAUUGAUGCCACUAAUAAGAAUAUUAUUGCUGAACAUGAAAUCCGUAACAUUUCCUGUGCUGCACAAGACCCCGAAGACCUUUCGACGUUUGCGUACAUCACUAAAGACUUGAAGACCAAUCACCACUACUGCCACGUAUUCACUGCAUUCGAUGUGAAUUUAGCUUACGAAAUCAUUCUUACGCUAGGACAAGCAUUUGAGGUGGCCUAUCAGCUUGCACUACAAGCACGAAAAGGGGGCCAUUCUUCAACCCUCCCUGAAAGCUUUGAAAACAAACCCUCUAAACCUAUUCCCAAACCACGUGUUAGUAUUCGGAAGUCAGUGCAGAUAGAUCCAUCCGAACAAAAGACUCUUGCGAAUCUACCCUGGAUUGUUGAACCUGGACAAGAGGCCAAAAGAGGCAUUAAUACCAAGUAUGAAACUACAAUUUUCUGAUACAAAACUGUCCCCCUGUUCCUUGUUGUGCCUUGCACGCCAAGCAGUCACAGCACAGCCUUUCCUUUAUGGCAACGUUUCAAUCCAGCAGAGAGGAAGACUGCACUGUAUGAGUGGCCUUGUAACUAACAAAAAAGGCUGACAGUCAUUUCUGGUGAUGUUCUUCUUCCUGCAGCACUGACAGAAGAAUGACACUAUAUGAAGACUUUUAAAAUUACAGUCCACAAGAGGAGUGAAAAACCUUAUUUUUCAUGCAGUUCUCCCUUGUGACUCUGCCACAGUGCUUUCUUUGAUUUCUUAUUUUAGAAUUCUACUUUUUAAAGAAAAAAAAAGGUCUCUAAACUAAUGCUAAUGCUGCCUAUGAGUAGAGUAUUUGAUUGGGUUUUUUAUUUAAAUCUUGGCAGUUUUUAAUCGAAAUAGAACCAGAAUUAAUAAAUAGAUUAUUUGUGAAACCACUGAAUUCAUUAAUAAUUACUGUGUUGAAUAAAGAACUCAUUAAAGUGACAAGAAAUUAGGCACCCUGAUUUCUGUGUGCGCUGAUUUUAUAUGUAAUCAUUGAUGUCCUUUGAUCCUCUACAGAAAUAAGAACCUCUUGCAUUGUAGCAAAGGAUCAGAGUUUUAUGAAUGGUUAGAAAAAGGUAUUAAUAAUGAACAGAAAACAUUUAUUAGAUAUUUUUAUGGAAGAGAAGUAGAAUAGGAAAACAUAUGAAUAUUUAUGGAAGGAAGCCAGAUUAAUUAUGAUAAAUAUUGUUUAUUUUAAAGUUGAGUAAAUGACUGCUAUUGCAGCAUUAYGAAAAUUAUAAAGAGUUGUAGCAUCAGUGCACUGGAUGUUCUGUGUGAUCAGUCUGGAAUGAAAGUGGAAUGGUCAUUCUACUACACUAGUUUAUGCAGUUCAACAUUGCUAUAGCCAUGAAUUCUACUAGUAAUUUUAAAAAAUAAUCUCAGUGGUUCUAAAAAAGUCAAAACCAUGGAUUUUGCUAUCAAGAUUUCUGUCACAGAAAGCUUAUUUCGAAGAGUGUUGAUAAAAUUCUACUGCAAAACAUUUUCUAGAUAAAAACAGCAAGAAAAAGGAAAAAAUUUCCAAAGUAAUAAAAAUGUUUUCAUGGAACAAAAUAAUUAAGCAUUUGCUUAAUAUUUGGUUAAAUAAGAUUUACUUAAUUUUUCUUUAAAGUGUUUUAAUUUUUUUAAUGUCUGUGGAGUAUUUGUAUAAUACCAUGAUGUAUAUUUAUGUAGAACUGAAAUUAUAACAGUAAAAAUAUCAUUAUAGGAGAAAAAUGACAUUUUAACAUAUAUUGUUCUAUCCAGUCAAAUUGUGAACCAUUUUGAAGUUCAUUAUAGAGAUAUUGAUAAAUUGUGUGGUUGUCUUAAUGUUUUUUUAAUUAUUAUUUCAUAUCCAGCUGAAGUUUUUCAGUUAGAAUCAUCAGUUGGUAUAUUCCAAAAAUGGAUAAUUGAACUUGGUUUAAAACUGAUAAUUGUAUAUGGUUUAGUUAAACCUAAUCAUAGCGCUGAGUGAUGACAUACUUUUAAUACCGUAUUCAAUUUACUUGAACAAAAUAGUUCCUUGUACAUAUUUUUGCUUAUUCACUGUUGAUAUGUACUUAGUCAACUGACAGUAAAAAAAAAUUAACACUAAAAAUAUGGUACCAAAAGGAAAAUUGUAUAGGAGAACAGUAAAUAGUAGCCUCACUGCAACAAAUACUUAUGUAAAUAUGCUUGGGCUUCCAGUUAUAAAUUUUGUAAUUUUGUCAUUUAUUUAUAUCCUAUAAAAGCACACAAAAUAAAAUGAAGUUGUACAGUCCCAGUUUUGUGUAUCAUUUUAUCAUUGCUGAAGGAAAUAAGGGGCAUAAUGUAAAUGAUACUGAAAUCAGGGAGGGUUUCCCCCACUCCCAUUUCACUGAUUUCAUCAGGUUUGGAUCUUGUACGGAGGAAACGUAGGAAUUGCUGUGGAGAGAGUUUUGGUUUGGAGCACAGAUUUUGAUUACAGAUGGUAAAAAUGUCACACUUGCAUUAACUGAUUCUUCCAUGCACUACUAAACUGCUGACUUCCCAUAUUUAAUCACAGUCUUUAAAGACUUGUGCAGGAGUUAUGUUAAAACACAUUCACUUCAGGCACRUAAAGUACAAACAGCCCAGGUUUUCAGGGUAUAAAACUGGAGCACCUCUUAGGCAGCUGAGUGACCCCUCAAAUUAAAGGAUGAGACAGGAACUGCASCAAGAGCCUAAGCAGAUGUAAAGGAAAGGUGUGAAACAACAGGAAGAACUGGCUCCUUAUGGGAAGAAUUUGAUCUAGGUUCAUCAAAGAGAUGUCAAGCAGGUAAGAUGUCACAGUAAACAGGCAGACUCAUUUGGGAGAGAAAAUGGGGCACAAGAGACUGAAGUUGACUAGCAGAACUGAUGAAAGAUGAGACAGAUGAAAGACUGGUAGGGCAGAGAAGGAGUGUGAAGGUUUUAGGACACAGGCAGUGAGCAACUAAAGCCCCCACAGCAGACAAAUUUGAAGUGGAAGGAAAAAUAAUUAACAGACCUAAGAGACUUCUSUAUCUGUGGAAACCUGGGAUUUUAGAAGGAAACAUAUCCAUCUGUCCAUCCACUACUAACCAAUACUAGUGUAAGCCAGUCAGAGAGAAGUCCACAGGGUCUCCUCUAGCAUGGGACAGCGUUUCAGCARUCCUUUCUUCAGAUCCAAAGGGACUUCUACGAACUUGCACUAAUCCAGAGGAGUUACCACGUGAUCUUUUCUCUUUUUUUGAUCAAGGUGACUUUUCAGGAACUUUAAGUUCCUGGUGUGGUGGAAGUUCAUAGGCAGUAAAGGGAUAAUGGUCAGUCUUAAGAGUGAGGGUAGGGGAAAAGCCAGARACUUCUAUAAGAUCAUAGAGUCAGGAAAAUUGCUACUCUUGACCUUGAGGGUAAGAGGGAAGCAGAGGCAGUGAAGGAGAGUAGAUGAAGAAGCUGGAGCAUUUGGGUGCUGUAAAACCAAGAGUUCAUUCCUUAAAGUGGGAAGGUGGAGACGAGGCAAAAGAACAGGUGCUACAGAAGUCARUUGCAUUUGACAUGAAAUUCAACUGAGGUCUGGGUGACAAAGGAUUUUGAGAAUUACGUGGGUAGUGAGGUCUCUGAUAUGCUGUUGUGAAUGGUGUUUUAGGUCACUCAAAGAGUGACUGGCAAAGCUAUUGGCAAAACCGGGUUUAAUAAAAAUGUGAAAGCACAAUAAAGAAUGUUAUCUGUUUGGAGGUUCAGGAUGGGAAAAGGUUAAGGAUGGAAAAGGGUGAAAACAAAAAGGAAUGAGAGGGAUCCUCCUGUUGAGUCACGAAGUUCAGAGUAGACCCUCUUGCCAAACUUAGCUCCAGACUUGACCAAUGAUUUAGGCCUGAAGUUUUUAACAGCACUUAAGAGCACUUCAUUGACCGCCUAAUUUAAACAAGAAAAGAUUUUUUUAGCAUUUACAAUGAGCAUGACAGUAASUCACAGGCCUAGCUUAGGUACGAGUCUAAUCUAUUUACGAAUUACUGAGAUUAGCACCARGGUUAAUUAUCUCACCUUCACUGACAGGGGCAGGGCCUAGAGCUGUGUGCGUGUGGCUCGGUCAGUGUUCUAAACCACACUCGCAGGGAAUGUGGUUCUGGGUGAAGGAAAGGUGAGUGCACAGAGGAAAUGUCAUUUUGUUCCUUUUUUCCGGAGGAACAAAGCAGCAGCCAGAGCCCUUGGGGUGGUGCAGACACAGAGCAGGGCAGUCAGUGCAAGCAGAGCAGUCAGGGUGUGCAGACAGUCCGGCUUGGAGGGUUUGUCCAUUGUUGCUUCUGAUUGUCUUGGGCUUGGGGAAGGGGGACACCAGCUGUGGGAGCAUCCGUCACAUUGUCCUUUGUCUCAUGAAGAGAUGGAGCAGCUGGGCUCUGGUAA